Messenger RNA from Acytostelium subglobosum LB1, 810 nucleotides. RefSeq lists its product as hypothetical. The record is from RefSeq and is a predicted model, not a curated record. The coding region runs from base 1 to 810 and encodes 269 amino acids. Lineage: Eukaryota; Evosea; Eumycetozoa; Acytosteliales; Acytosteliaceae. The transcript has a single exon.
AUGGCGCGGCAGCGGGAUCAACCAGUGAUCACCAAGACAACAACAACCACCACUCAACUCAAUAUCCCAGCCAACUUUGACAACUCCCCAGCAAUCCUCAACCUGACCCUCAGCAACAACACUACAACCGAGAUCAUUGAUGACGAAGACGACCCAUUCAAGGACUUUGAUGACCUGAUCGACGGCCCCAAGACCAUCACAACCACAACCAUCUCAACGACCAAGGAAGCCGAGGGCAAGACCGAGACAUCGACAUCAUCCACAACGACCAUCAUGUGCCACUCACCCAGAGGCACGUCGCCAGCCAGUCGCCGCAUGCUACCAUUGAGCCCAGCCACCAACAUACGUAAACAAUUGUGCAUGGACAACUACAAGGAGAAUGAUGACGAUUGGGACCAGGGCGUGGAUCUCACGUCAUUCCUGCGCCACAAGAAGAACCUGGCCAAGGACUUUAACUAUUGCUCCAACAAGAUAAUGGAGAUAUCCAGUGUUCAGCUCGAGGCUCAGCGCCAGUCUGUGGACUUUGGCGGCACCAUCCAUCCACAGGCGUUCCAAGCAUUCAAGGAGAUCCUUCAAGCCAAAGAGACACAGAUCAAGAAGGCCAUGAAGUCAAAGAAGAUUGAUGAGAAGGAUUGUUUAAUGUUGAUCGAGCACUUGGAGUCUGUAACCGAGGUUCUUGACAAACUCCUGUUGGGCAACACCUCUGAUGAUGAGCAUGGUCUUCAGGAGCCAACAUCACUCAAUCACUCCACAGGCUCAGCCACAACCACCACUACCACAACGACAACCACUACCGAGAUUGCUGUUUAA